CGGUACUUAUACGUUUUUCUCCCAAGUCCAAUAGUACAUACAAUUCAGACAAACCCCACAUUUCAUAGAUUACAUCAAAUUCAAAGAAUACAAAAGACUUGUCUGCUCUCUCUCUCUCUCUUCUUACCCUAUCUCCCUUUUUCUGCUAAAACCCCUUUUUCAUUUUUCCUUCUCUCUGCCGAUAAAUGUAAGAUAUCUCCUCCAAAUCCCAAUGGCGUGAAAGUGUUUAAGCUGCUGAAUGGAGGGAAAUGGGUUUUCCAGAAUAGACAUUCUUGGCCAUUUCUCUGAGAACAUGGGUGAAGUUGAGCCUUAUAGUUGUUGGGAUGGGGUUGUCGAUGGAGCUGCCGGAGAUGAAGAGUUCGACAACAUACUCAGUAUUUUGGAUUUUCCGAUGGACAGUUUGGAAGGGGAUGGAUUCGUCGGAGACUGGGACGCUACCAAGUCGCAGUAUCUCGGGCCUAUUCCAUCUGAUGUCCUAAUGGGGCCACCUGCGACUGCUCGAAGCAAAAUCGACACUGCUCCGGUUUUACUACCCGUAGCAGCUGCUCACAUUGACGCAACUCCUGAGCCGAAGCAGCUGCCUUACCAACUUGAAGAUACCUCCGGCCCGUCUAUUCGCCGACAAAACACGUACACUGAGGUACAAGAGCAAGGUGUAUUCCGGACACAAAGCCCCAUUUCUGUGCUUGAAAAUAGUGGCUCCUUGGCCGGGAAGAGCCCACUUAUUAAAAGACAUACCGGUAAGCGAACCAGAUCCAAACGAGCAAGACCUUCAGGUGUAAGUCCGUGGCUUUUGAUGUCACCACCACUUGCCCCGCCAUCUGCCUCCAGAAAGACUCACAAUGCCAGGAAAACUAAAGAGCGGAGAAGGAAAUCGUCAUCAUUUCGGUCAUCACUUGCUGUGGAAACCACAGAAGACUUGUCAUAUGCUGCAAAAUAUCAAUUUCCAGCGUCUGACCAUGUUGAACCGCAAAAUGCUGCUCUGCAGCGUCCAGCCAUUGUUAAAAAAUGCACUCACUGCGAAGUAACAAAAACGCCGCAGUGGAGGGAGGGCCCAUUGGGGCCGAAGACUCUAUGCAAUGCUUGCGGAGUCCGGUACCGAUCUGGACGUCUGUUCCCGGAAUACAGACCAGCAGCGAGCCCCACAUUUAUUCCAUCUCUGCACUCGAACUCGCACAAGAAGGUCAUCGAGAUGAGAUCAAAAGCUAAACAGCAGGUGAGUAACAUCGAGGAACACCCAGUUUCGCCCCAGAUGGAAUUCAUUCCCAUGAGUAGCUAUUUAUUUGAUCCUGUAUGCUGAAAACAGGUGGUGUCUCUUUUUAGUUAGGAUUAAAACCAAUUUUAGUUCUAGUGGUGUUGUGUCAGGUGGUGUUGGGGUUGAGUUUUCUUGGUGAAAUGUAGUUAGAAUCUUGUACAAAAGUUGAGGUGAGUUGUAGGUUUUAGGAUAAUUGUCGGAAAAUGGAGCAAAGGAGCAGAUGUGUUCACUAGAUUAGUGCGAUGACUCAUGAGAAGCUGGAACUAGGUGCAAGAAUUGCAGUCUUGUUAUGUUGAAUUCAGAAAUAUUUAAUCAUAUUUUCUUUCUUUAGUUUGUUUCUUUCA
This is a messenger RNA of Sesamum indicum (sesame), 1599 nucleotides long. Its product is annotated as GATA transcription factor 11. The record is from RefSeq and is a predicted model, not a curated record. Gene Ontology annotation, biological process: regulation of DNA-templated transcription; cell differentiation. Lineage: Eukaryota; Viridiplantae; Streptophyta; Magnoliopsida; Lamiales; Pedaliaceae. Gene Ontology annotation, molecular function: sequence-specific DNA binding; zinc ion binding. Gene Ontology annotation, cellular component: nucleus.